Zea mays is the source of this 1991-nucleotide messenger RNA. RefSeq lists its product as uncharacterized. The record is from RefSeq and is a predicted model, not a curated record. Bases 31 to 1656 code for a protein of 541 amino acids. The transcript has 16 exons. Lineage: Eukaryota; Viridiplantae; Streptophyta; Magnoliopsida; Poales; Poaceae.
UUCCAAAACCAACCCCCCAUCCACGCCGCGAUGCUCCGCCGCCGCCGGGCACCGCUCCUCCUGGCCGCCGCCGCCGCGGGCGCCGCGCUGGCUGCCACCUCUCCCUCCGGCGAAAAUGGUCGAAGCGUCGCCUCCGCGCUCCACCAAGGCAUCGCUCGCUCCUCCCGUUCCGUCUACACGAUUGGUUUUGUGAUGGCAGAUUACAAGUAUUCGCUGAGGGGUCUGGAUGCUGGAUCGGCGGAUUACCGUGUUAAGCUCUCCAAGGUUCAUCUGCGGUCAGCAAAAAAACUACUUAAACUAUGUGAAGUGAAUGGAGGGUUUUAUGUCAAAGCUGGUCAAUAUGUAUCUUCACUAAGACAAGUGCCAAAGGAGUACUCAUCAACUCUCUCCUGCCUGCAAGACCAGGCAACUCCAUCCAAGUUUCAAGAUAUUAAAGCAGUAAUAGAGCAGAACUUUGGCAAGGAAUUGUAUGACAUAUUCCUGGAAUUUGACGAACAUCCGAUUGCUGCUGCAUCAAUUGCUCAGGUUCAUCGAGGUCGAUUGCAUAACAAUCAAGAUGUAGCUGUCAAGGUUCAAUAUCCUGGAUUGGAGCAGCGAAUGAAGAUAGACAUUAUGACAAUGUCAUUCUUGUCAAAAAUGGUCUCUUGGGUUUUUCCUGAUUAUAAAUUUGACAGAAUACUAAUUGAAUUUGAGAAAUCCAUGACAAUGGAGCUUGAUUUUACGCGGGAGGCUAAGAAUUCUGAGAGAACAGCCAGCUGCUUCAGGAAAAAUAGUGUUGUUAAAGUGCCUUAUGUGUUCUGGCAACUUACAACCAGGGAGGUUUUGACGAUGGAGUUUUGUUAUGGACACAAGGUUAACGACUUGGACUUCCUGCGGAAAACAGAUAUUAGCCCUACAAAGGUAGCUAAGGCUUUGAUUGAACUCUUUGGUGAAAUGAUAUUUGUACAUGGUUUUGUUCACGGUGAUCCACAUCCUGGAAAUAUAUUAGUUUCUCCUGAAGGCCAUGGGAAAUUUUCACUAGUUCUGUUGGAUCAUGGAAUUUAUAGAGAAUUGGACCAAAAGUUCAGAUUGGACUAUUGUCGGCUAUGGAAAGCACUGAUAUUGUUGGAUUCAAACAAAAUUCUGGAAUUAGGCGAACAGUUUGGCGUUGGCAAAUAUGCGAAGUACUUUCCUGUAAUAUUCACAGGGAGAACUAUAGAAAGCAAGUCAGCUCUUGGCACACAAAUGUCUGGUGAAGAGCAGAGGCGUCUGAAGGAGGACUUAAACUCUCUUGGGAUGGAUGAUAUAUCUUCAUUUAUGGAAUCCUUGCCACCGGACUUCUAUGUCAUACUACGAACAGACGGACUAUUGAGGUCCAUUUUAGGGAAUCUUGGGGCACCACGCCAUGUUCGGCUUCUCACUUAUGCAAGAUGUGCUAUACACGGUCUUGAGAAGCAGCACAAAAUGGAGUCUGGUCUUGGAGAUGUUCAAUUGUGUUCAGGUGCAAUCAGACGUAUGUUCUUGAAUGUCAAAACAAAUGUCAGCUAUCUCCGUCUGAGAGUGAUUAUUGAAAUAGCGGUAUUAUUAGCUAAAGCAAAUGGUGCCAAGCAGAAAGUCGUGAACAAACUCAGACAGAUGUUACAGGAGACCAGUCAAGGUUUUCACCGCCGUAUGUGAUGCCCAGAAGUCAGCGACGUGGUGAAAUUAAGGCUACGAGAAAGGUGGGGGAAGUUGGAAGUACGUCAGGACUCCGGAGUAGAAUCAUAACUGUGAUUGUUCUGUUUCAACUUGUAAAUUGGAGGUUGUAUUGUGUCAAGGAGUCCAAUCAUAACUGUGAGUGCUCUGUUGUAACUUGUAAAUUCUACUUCUACGUCGAGUCUGCGCUCGAGAGUCCAGGUGUUUUUUUUUUGUUGGACCAAGUACGCAUCCCAAAAUAAGUCUACAUCCCAAAAUUCGAGGAGUCAAACAAAUCUUAAUUUGAAGUUUGCCUAAAUUUAUAAAAUUGGUAUUAA